This is a messenger RNA of Alosa alosa (allis shad), 2327 nucleotides long. RefSeq names its product phenylalanine hydroxylase (gene pah). NCBI's taxonomy places the organism in Eukaryota, Metazoa, Chordata, Actinopteri, Clupeiformes, Clupeidae. Gene Ontology annotation, molecular function: iron ion binding; phenylalanine 4-monooxygenase activity. Gene Ontology annotation, biological process: L-tyrosine biosynthetic process; L-phenylalanine catabolic process. The transcript is spliced from 13 exons. Bases 116 to 1465 code for a protein of 449 amino acids. The record is from RefSeq and is a predicted model, not a curated record.
UGUGGUGUCACAUGGCCUCUCUUAAAUUGGUGGAGUUGACGGAGAAGCUUUGCAAACAAACUCAGACAUACGUACCAACCACUUUCUCCUGCACCUGCGCCGCGAAAAGCCGAGGAUGGACGCAGCUCUCAAGAAAGAAAACGGUGACAAUGGAAUAAAGCAAAUGAGACAGGCCUAUCUGGAGGAGCAGACCCAGAAGUCCGGCGUGCUCUCCUGCAUCUUCUCCCUGAAGCAGGAGGUGGGCGCCCUGGCCAAAGCCCUCAGGCUCUUUGAGGACAAGGGCAUCAACUUGACCCACAUUGAGUCUCGUCCGUCGCACAUGAACAGAGAAGAGUAUGAGUUCUUCAUUAACGUGGACACGACCUGCUCCAAGGCUCUGGACGAGGUCAUCGACGGGCUGCGCCUGGAGAUCAGUGGACAAGUGCACGAGCUCUCCCGUAACAAACAGAAGGACACAGUGCCCUGGUUCCCCCAUGAGAUCCAGGACCUGGACCGCUUCGCCAACCAGAUUCUGAGCUACGGGUCGGAGCUGGAUUCUGAUCAUCCCGGGUUUACUGAUGCAGUCUACAGGGCCCGCAGGAAGGAAUUUGCCGACAUCGCCUACAACUACAGGCAUGGCCAGGCGAUCCCUAAUGUGACCUACACGGAGGAGGAGAAGGCUACGUGGGGCCAGGUCUUUAAGGAGCUGAAGACACUGUACCCGACCCACGCGUGCCGCGAGCACAACCGCGUCUUCCCGCUCCUGGAGCAGUACUGCGGCUACCGCAUCGACAACAUCCCCCAGCUGGAGGACAUCUCACGCUUCCUGCAGUCGUGCACAGGGUUCCGCCUCCGGCCAGUGGCGGGCUUGCUCUCCUCGCGUGACUUCCUGGCUGGACUGGCGUUCCGGGUCUUCCACUCCACACAGUACAUCCGGCACGGAUCCAAGCCCAUGUAUACCCCAGAGCCAGAUAUCUGCCAUGAGCUGUUGGGCCAUGUGCCCCUGUUUGCUGACCCUAACUUCGCCCAGUUCUCACAGGAAAUUGGUCUGGCUUCCCUGGGCGCCCCAGACGACUUCAUUGAGAAACUGGCAACAGUAUACUGGUUUACUGUUGAGUUCGGCCUCUGCAAACAGGGCUCAGAGAUCAAAGCCUACGGCGCUGGCCUGCUCUCAUCUUACGGAGAAUUACAAUACAGCUUGACAGACAAGCCCAAAGUGCUUCCGUUUGACCCUGAGAAAACUGCACUUCAGAAGUAUCCCAUCACAGAGUUCCAGCCCGUCUAUUUUGUGGCAGAGAGCUUUGAGGACGCCAAGGAGAAAGUCAGGAAGUUCGCCGGAACUAUCCCGCGACCAUUCACCGUGCGCUAUAACGCGUACACCCAGAGCGUCGAGGUGCUGGACAGCACGCAUGGCCUGCAGAACCUGGCUGACAGCAUCACAGGUGACAUGGGCAUCUUGUGCAACGCCUUGCGUAAACUGCACUAACGAUUACGUCGAACUAUUGUAUUGAUACGGAUGUUGUAUUGUGAGGAGUUUCUCAAUUGUGUGCGGCAAAAAUGAUUAACUAACUCUUACCAUAUAUCCAAAUCCAAGCAUGCAUAAGCUUUACCAUUUGCAAAUAUUUUAUAGUCUACUCUAUGGUGUGAUUUCUCACAAUAUAUCACAAUAUAUCCCUUGCCAUGUACUCUAAUGUAGAAAUAAAUGUUCAUAUUGUAGUGUAUUGUAUUAUGUUUAGAUACGACGUAACGCUAUCGACAUGCUUUUUUGUAAAUAUACACAUUAUACAUCCUUUACACGCACUAAUCUGGGGAGUGAAUUCAAGCAGAAAUAUUUGUUUAUCGUAAUGGCAUGACUCAAGCAGAGAUAAAAACGAAAAUUGUUUGCCUACCUUCAAAUGAUACGGAAGCUUGUCUGGCUGUGUCUGCAAGGCUGGGGAUAAUAACAGUAAUUUCACAAAUAAUGGGGAGCCAAUUGAAUCACACCAGAGCUUGAUUCAUUAGAUUACUCCAUUGUGCCUUUGAUCUUUUAGUAAAAAUCGAACGAAUAUUUUUUUUUUCUUCUGCAUUUAUUUACAGUAAAAAAAACAAGCACAUAAGCUGUGAAGAAAACGCACAACACAUGUAGUGAUUUGAUAAGUGAUGCAUUUAGUCUACGAUGAUAAUUAGAUGUCAUCGCAUAUAUCAUUUUUAAAAUAAGUUUUAGAUAAAAAAUAAUUUGUCAAUUCUUAGUGUGGUAUAGUAAAAUGCUUUGGGUAAGCUAUUAGGCUAUAGGAAUGAUUCUGUUAGCAAUGUGUUAGGAUGUGCAUGCAAUGUAACUGAUUCAAGAAAUAAAAUAUUUUUCACUUUCA